This is a messenger RNA of Fusarium odoratissimum NRRL 54006, 1063 nucleotides long. RefSeq lists its product as uncharacterized. The transcript is spliced from 2 exons. The record is from RefSeq and is a predicted model, not a curated record. NCBI's taxonomy places the organism in Eukaryota, Fungi, Ascomycota, Sordariomycetes, Hypocreales, Nectriaceae. The coding region runs from base 227 to 823 and encodes 198 amino acids.
AAUAAAGUAUCGGGACUUUUUAAGUUUGCAAGACUCUACUACAUUGUAUAUAAGGAGGUGAUGCCGACCUGUUCCAGGACUUGUCUUAGUUGUCUUUUGUACAUCCCUCUCGUUGAAUUGAAUUGAAUUGCAUCUGUCUAAUUGUUGACUUAAUACCUCAAAGCUCUCUCGCUUUCACUCAAUCGUUUAGUUACAGUACCAAAAUCAUUCACACACCACAUUCAAAAUGAAGGCUGCUUUCUUCCUCGCUGCUGCUGGCCUCGUUGCCGCUCAGGACUUCGGUGGUCAACCCGAGUGUGCUCUCAAAUGUCUCCAGGAGAACAUCCCCAAGGCCGGCUGCAAGCUCGAGGACACCGCCUGCCAAUGCGCCUCCGAUUUCCAGGCGAAGCUCCUCCCCAUCAUCACCCCUUGCUUGACCAAGGCCUGCGAGGCUCAAGACCUCCUCAAGGCUCAGUCCGCUGCCGCUGAGGCCUGCAAGGAGUUCGCUAAGACCGCCGGCGAGAGCAAGCCUACCGCUACCUCUGCUGCUGCCACCACCGGCGCCGUCACCGUCAGCAUCGACACCUCCGUCACCGGCUCCGCCAGCGUCCCCGCCAUCUUCUCCAGCAUCCCCGAGGAGUCCCCCAUUGUUCCCGUUACUCCCCACCCCGGCAACGCGACCACCACCAAGACUCACGGAGCUUCCACCCCCACCGGAACUUCUGGCUCUGGUUCCGGCAGCGAGAGCGGCAGCGCCAGCAGCGUUCCUACUGGUAACGCUGCUGCUGUUGCUGGCCCCGCCUUUGGUCUCCUCGCUGCUCUCGGUGCUGUCCUUGCUCUGUAAGAGCUCUGAUAUCUGUCUGCGUAUAAAUUCAUCACCACGGAGCAUUCAUGGGACGCAGUCAAUUGACAUUUACGAUACAAGGAAAUUAAUAAUGCGUUGUUCAGAGAUCCAUGGAUAGUGUAUCACUUCCUUUUUUUUUUCCGGGGUACCUACGAUUAGCUUGCCAUCGAGAGUGAUGGGAAAAGUAGUAAUAGACAUGUACCAGCUUAGCUAGUAAUAAACAAGCAUUGAAACUUUCGA